GCCGGCGUUGGAAGAGGCGUUUGGAAAAACCAACAUGGCGGCGUCCACAGUGUGCCGUUCAGUUCGCUGCGUGUCGAACUCUUUACCCCGGUUUAAAACAUGUUGGUCGCCAGUCACCUCGUGUAAAAAUAGAAACGUCUCCGGUCCGACAUUAACGUGGUGUCGUUUUUUCGUUUCUGGACUGGACACGAGUCGAAGGAGAGAAGAAAACAGUGUGACAUUGAGGGGGUGUGCAGGCUCUAAGAGCUUCCGUAUUUUCAGCUCACGCUCCUUCCACGCCAGCUCGGCACGUCAUGAGCAGCAGGAUUUCUACAGCGUGCUGGGAAUCCCGCGCACCGCCACGCAGAAAGAGAUCAAGAAAGCGUACUAUCAGCUGGCGAAGAAAUACCAUCCCGACACGAACCAAGACGACCCGCAGGCUAAAGAGAAGUUUGCCAAGCUAGCGGAAGCGUAUGAGGUCCUGAGUGACGAGGUGAAACGAAAGCAGUACGAUACGUACGGGUCGGCGGGGCCGAGCGCAAGUGGGGCAGGGCAGCAGUACUGGCGGGCCGGCACUGCCGUGGACCCAGAAGAGCUUUUCAGGAAGAUCUUCGGGGAGUUUAGUGGCGCUCAAGGCUUUGGAGACUUCAGCUCUAUUUUCGAACAUCCGCUCGAGUAUGUCAUGGAGCUGACAUUUACCCAGGCAGCCAAAGGAGUGAACAAGGAGAUCACGGUGAACAUAGAGGACGACUGUCCGCGUUGCCAUGGCAAAGGGUACGAGCCGGGCACCAAAGUCACACACUGCCACUACUGCAACGGCACGGGCAUGGAGUCGGUGAACACAGGACCGUUCAUGAUGCGCUCCACGUGUCGGCGCUGCGGUGGGCGGGGCUCCAUCAUCAUAACGCCUUGUGUGAUGUGUCGGGGAACAGGCCUCACCAAACAGAAAAAGAGCCUCAUGGUGCCUGUACCUGCAGGAGUGGAGGACGGCCAGACAGUCAAGAUGGCUUUAGGAAACAAGCAGAUCUACAUCACAUUUCGAGUCCAAAAGAGUCCCGUGUUUCGGCGUGACGGACCCGACAUCCACUCCGAUGUGAUGAUCUCUGUUGCUCAGGCCAUCCUGGGAGGGACGGCUCGAGCUCAGGGGCUCUACGGGACGGUGGACAUCGCGAUUCCUUCUGGCAUUCAAGUGGACCAGAAGAUCCGUCUGGGUGGUAAAGGGAUCGCUCGGCUGAACAGCUACGGCUACGGAGACCACUACGUCCACAUCAAGGUCAAAGUGCCCAAGACGUUAAGCCGGAGACAGCGGGAUCUGGUUCUGAGCUACGCUGAGGAGGAGACAGACGUAGAGGGAACAGUGAAUGGAGUGACCCGAUCUGCACCAGCAAGUUCCCAGCAUGCAUCCAAGGAAACCACAGUGGAUCCGAAAAGUGACGAGAAGCAGCCAGAGAAGGAGGAGGAAGGUGGAUUUUUCUCCAAACUGAAAAAGAUGUUUUCCUGAAGGGGAUUAAGGAGGCUGCCUGUAGAGAUGGUCGUGUCUCAAACACAGUCUUUAUGUUAAACUCCAGUCUCAGUGGUGUUUGCUGUAUCUAGGUGAAAAGCCUUCAAAUACCUGAAAGAGCUUGGAUGUACAGAAGUCCUGUCCAGUCAGGUGUCCGGGACAACAAAGAAAGGACAGUGAUUGAGAGAGACAGAGAAAGAGAGAUGUAACUGUUUGCAAAACGCAAUAAAUAGUUUAUUUAUGAUUAAUGGAAUCACACGUUCAAAAAAACUGCUGGUUAACAGGAAUUUUUCUAAUCUAUAAAAGAACGACGUAAUUGGAACUACUUUUCCCCCCAGAUGUUCGACAACUUUAAAUGUUUUUCCAAGAGUUAAGUAUGAUGUGUUUGCUGGAUGAUGGCUUGGUUAAUAAAUAAAUAAAUAAAUCAAGAUCUUCUCAUA
This is a messenger RNA of Silurus meridionalis, 1920 nucleotides long. It is a transcript of the gene dnaja3b, whose product is annotated as DnaJ heat shock protein family (Hsp40) member A3b. The coding region runs from base 35 to 1480 and encodes 481 amino acids. Gene Ontology annotation, cellular component: mitochondrion. The record is from RefSeq and is a predicted model, not a curated record. Gene Ontology annotation, biological process: response to heat; mitochondrion organization; negative regulation of apoptotic process. NCBI's taxonomy places the organism in Eukaryota, Metazoa, Chordata, Actinopteri, Siluriformes, Siluridae. The transcript has 11 exons. Gene Ontology annotation, molecular function: ATP binding; protein kinase binding; heat shock protein binding.